GGAAUGACUCAGUGAGCCCCGGCACACAUCUCACCAUGGAGAUAUCUUUAGACAACACAUCUGCACCAGUAUACGGUCUGUUCGUCAACUAUAUGUACGCCACCAACACUGAUAACCAACAGGAAACUAUUAUACUGAAUGGAUGUUCCCUGGACGCGUCCCUGUUUAACAACUUCCAGACGACGGACGGAGAUGUUUUAGUAGCCAAGUUCAGAGCAUUCAAGUUCCCCGACACCACGUACGUCUUGUUCAUCGGUACAGUAACAGUGUGCCUCGAUAAAUGUCCUGGGGUGCAGUGCAGUAACGGCGUGCGCGGGUUUGGACGACGGCGGCGCGCCAUCGCCUCCUCCGCUGACGACAACCUGUACGAGGUGUCCCUUACCACAUUCCUCAAGGUCGACUGGAAGGACGGGGACAGGGAAGCAGAGGACGUAUUAGCUCUCAUAAAAAAUUUGAAAGCAGCAAAUCAAAUGCUCGAAAAUCAAGAUGUCGUCACGCCAAGUACCGCGUAUGGGGUCAGUGACCACCUCCUCCAAGAAGAAAGCUUGACAGGCAAAGGAACGACGUUCGGAUACAGUUGUCUACUACUAGCUAUUAGUUUUAUUUUAAUUCUUAUGAAGUAAUAAGUUACCUAAAUCAUGGUUUCAAUAAGGUGUUCUGAUUUGAUGGUAUUUUUAAUGUCUAUUUUUUAUUAGCCGCCUUUGACUUUGAAGUCAUAGCUAAAGCCAUAGAUUACUAGGAUAAAUAAUAAAAAGAAAACAUAAAUAAUUGAUUAAUAAUAUAUUAAUAAAUAAAAUGUUUGUAAUAUUUUUUAUAAUAAAAAAUAUCCUUAAAUUAGAACAUAAUCAAGGGUUAUAUUAUGGGGCUUGUCAAGUGAAACUGAUACAGUACAUCAAGAAAUAAUAUUUUUUUUUUGUGAAUUUAUUUGUAAUAAUUUGAUAAUAUGAAACACGGAAUUAUAAAACAAGAUUAGAAAUUCUCCGAAUUUUUGUAAUAUUAUUUUUAAUAAUAAUAAGACUAAUAAACAAUUUUAUUUUCAAUCUCAGCUGUAUAUUAUGAUAUUAUUAAACAAAGUGUAAGUUAAUUUACAAUUUUAGUUUUAAUAUAAAGUGAUCUAAUUAAAUAAAUAACGUAAUUUAAGUGCCUUUUUUAACUAUAUUUUAAUAAAAAUAGAGUUGUGUGACCAGGAAUAGAGAAGGUAGUUUGAAACAACAAGUCAGACUAGAUUUCAAGGGGAUAAUAAAGUUUAAUAUCAAUGAUAAAAUUAUAUGUGUGUAAACUCAAUUAAAAAGUAUAUACAUUUAUAUUUUGAUUCUGUUCUUAAUUUCCCAAAUCCAUCAAACAUAUUAGGUGCUUUAAAAUAAUAUUAAUGUGAAAAAAUACUUUUCCUGGUUAUAACUGAAGAAUGCAUUUAUGCAUUUUUGUAUACACUAGUCUCUAAAGUAAAAAAAAUAGUUUAAACAUUAUUAUUAUAAACAAAUGGUUAAAAUAUAUUUCAGUUUUACCUUUGCUUUGUUAUUCAUUUUCAAGAUGUACUUAAAUAUGCCUACAAUUGCGUUACUCAAAUGCGUUGUGUCCGUAUUUUAACAAACUGAAUUAUAUGAUGAAAUAAAAACAGUAUUCAACAAAAUUCUAAUAAGCUUGUCUUUUAUUUUAUAAACCCUCUCAGUUAAUACUUUUUUGGUAAUAUAGAAAAAAUACAGAGAAAAUAAAAAAAACAGCUAAAGCAGUCUUCGGGAGAAAUAGACUUGAAAACAUAUUAAAAACUACAAAAGAGGAUUUUGAAAUUCAAUUCAAACAUGACCGUGCUUAUAAGUGGUUUUUAACCUAAUUUCACAUAUAUCAUAUUGAAUUUUGAACCUCUUUUAUGGAUUUUAAGAAUUAUUUAUCUUAUAUUUUAAGUCAAUUCGAUUUAAGCAUUAAUAUCUCAUAAUUAUUUACACUCAAAAUAAAACGAUUCGUUCAAGUUUUCAGUCUUUUAAUAGAACCAUUAUUCAUUAACCGAUCAAAACUAUCUAUACAAUAGGUACGCAGAUAUCAACUUGACAAGUAACUACAAAUAGUGACAAACUAAAAUAUAUGUAUAAUAUUAUGAUUAUAACAUUAAUAAUACUUACAUUACACCAUAAUGAUCAUAAGUGUUAAUUAUUAAUCCUGAAAACUUAAAUUUUACCAUAAUAUUACAAGUAUC
This is a messenger RNA of Diatraea saccharalis (sugarcane borer), 2191 nucleotides long. The record is from the annotation of a GenBank genome assembly. NCBI's taxonomy places the organism in Eukaryota, Metazoa, Arthropoda, Insecta, Lepidoptera, Crambidae.